Messenger RNA from Liolophura sinensis, 1086 nucleotides. RefSeq names its product lysophosphatidic acid receptor 6-like. Gene Ontology annotation, cellular component: membrane. Gene Ontology annotation, molecular function: G protein-coupled receptor activity. Gene Ontology annotation, biological process: G protein-coupled receptor signaling pathway. The transcript has a single exon. Bases 1 to 1086 code for a protein of 361 amino acids. Lineage: Eukaryota; Metazoa; Mollusca; Polyplacophora; Chitonida; Chitonidae. The record is from RefSeq and is a predicted model, not a curated record.
AUGGUGUCUGAGAGAAACACCCACCUGGCAGUGAUACCAACCAGCAUGUCCUACGUUUCUGGUGAUAACCACAGUGAUCCAAAUGAAGGAAUGAAUGCCACUGUCUUUCUAACUUUGUCCAUCAUUGUCGUCCUCAUUGGACUGGUCGGAAACAGUUUUAACUUCAUUUUGUUCAGCACCGUGAGGUAUAGGCUCUUCUCUUUUGCUGUGUACGUGAGAAUAUUGGCCGUUAGUGACAGCUUUGUUCUUCUUGUGAACAUCAUUGAGGAAAUCAACAGUAACGUUCUAAAUGGAAUUUUCUUCACAACACGUGUCCUGUGUAAUUUAAGCCUUUUCAUCACAUUUUUUGGCAAACUUUUAUCAUCUCUAUUGGUGAUUGCAGUAGCAGUGGAUCGCUAUAUCGCCGUGGUUUACCCUCUACAUAGAAAUGUGCUUUGUACGUUACGACGUGCCAAUGCCGUGUCGGUAUGUCUUGUGUUAUUGUCUGCUAGCUUAUGUCUGACUGCCGUAAUUUGGCAUGAAGCUGAAGUAGAUAAUAACUCUGUAAUUAUGAACAAAACAAAUGGGUCUGGCGAUUCCACAUGCCCUAACUUUGAAAGCGAGGUCUUUGAUUUGUAUGGCACAGUUAUACAACUACUGUUUGUGAUCGUGGGUCCGGUGUGUGUUGUCUCCUUGUUGAAUGUGAGGGUACUCUGGGCCGUCAAGUCUCACGUCAAACUCCGCGCACUUUCUUCUAACAAUCAGGUAGAUGUAGGAUUGCCGGUGAAAAUGACGGUCACUCUGGUUGCGACUACCUUGUCGUCCGUCAUAUUUCAUAUUCCCCUGAUAAUUGUAGAAUUCAUGGAAUUCGGCAAUGUUGCUAUUUUGGACAAUGCUUGGCGAUGGACAAGUCUAGUACAGAUGCUGAACUACGCUUUAAAUUUUUACAUCAUUGUUAUUCAUGGGCGGGAAUACCGACAGGCGUUAAAACGUGCAUUUGGCUUGGGUACUCCUGUACCAAGAUCGGUUAACAGCGUACAGACUUAUCGUACCCUUGAUGGAACCGUCAAUAACUCUACAUGUUCGAUAUCGAUUGUGAGUACAUGA